This is a messenger RNA of Thrips palmi, 1972 nucleotides long. RefSeq lists its product as uncharacterized. The coding region runs from base 779 to 1972 and encodes 397 amino acids. NCBI's taxonomy places the organism in Eukaryota, Metazoa, Arthropoda, Insecta, Thysanoptera, Thripidae. The transcript is spliced from 9 exons. The record is from RefSeq and is a predicted model, not a curated record.
UCGGUUAUCACGUCCGCCUACGCCACGCUACUUUAAUUCCCGAAGGGCUGCGUGUUUACAGAUUUUACCUCGGCCGGGCUGAGCUACUUUAAUUCCCAAAGGGCUGCUCACAACAAUCCCACAGUCAGGCUGAGCACUUUAAUUCCACAGGGGCUGCUCACACGUUACCUCGACUGGGCUGAACAAGAGAUACCGGGUGAUCAGUCCGUUCUCACAAAUACAAAAACCAAACACACAAAAACUAGUGUACACAAACCCACGCUCACGUGGUGCCGGCCGGCGUAACAAAAACAAGACUACACAAGCUCCAAAACAAGGAUACGUCAAAUAGCAGAAUAUCCUGGGCCCAUAACCUGUUGAAUUAUCAGGUUGUGUGAGGGCGUUCAGGGUUAAGAAGGAUACUUAGUUCAAGUUGAUAAAGUUGAGAUAUAUUGUCCAGUAGAGGAAAUACAACCGCACUCCAGCAGAGUCGAGAACCAAGUGAACGAGGAGACAGAGUACAGUUUACUCGCAGUACACAACAUACAGAUUCAUAUUCAGAUGUAGGCAGGUUCAGGUGUUAUGAGAAUAUGUACAGUACAGGUAUGGGAAAUUGCUAUAUUCAACAGAAUCAGUUGUGCCCCCUCCAAAGAGACAGCAUCCAGAAGCGGUUGUGCCCCCUCCGAAGAGGCAUCAAGUGGAUGAUUGCCCCCCUAGUACCAGCAGAACUGUUGCAGCGGGAUCAUUUGCUGCGAGCACGAAGGUCAAUCACAUUUCCAAUAUAAAGUUCGUUGAAGAUAUGAAUGUUGAAAGUGUCCUUCGGGCUGAUUCUGUGGGAAAUGAAAUUGUCGAAUCUUAUCAAGCCCAUGAUUGUGAUGAUCCUGCCAGCCUGAGUGAAUCACAAAGGCACAAGAUAGUUCAAGUGUUGAUUGAGAACAUUCGUGCUAAUACAGAGAAUUUCGAUUUUAAGCUGCUGGCCAUUGUGAGUAAGAAAAUUGUUGAGCUGUUUCCAUCUGAGUGUGAGGCAACCUACUACAUUGGUCCAAAGGAGCAAGGCCCAAAACAGGUCACAGCCCUUGGUAGGCUUUCUAAUCGACUACGUAACUGUCGCUCCAAACCUAAGCCUAAGAAUCCUUCACUGCCAGACAAGAUUGCCAGUAACUUGGGGUCUAUUCUUGAGAAACCAAUCACUGAGGAGAUUGAAGAAGCCAAGGCCUGGCUUUCCACAGGACGCUGCCCUUGGCCAGAGGUAUUGAGGAAGUGGACAGCCACUGCACCACUACGCUUCAAAGCACUGUUCCAUGGAGACGAUGAUUACAUCAACUCAUACCUUAAAGAGUGGCCCGUUCUGACUCAUAAGUCAGGUUUUGAGCUGUUUCUGGCAGAUUUUGCCCUUCUGUAUCCUCGAAGUGCUGAGCUACUUCACCUACGCUGGGAUAGGUUCGUGAGAAUAACCAAGGAUAUUGCUUUUAAAGACAUUAAGGACAAGAAUGGCAAGGAUUCCUUGAAACUGCUGCAGCAAAACCCGAACAAAGAAUCUGAAGCAGCCAUUGUGCUGACACUGCUGCCCCACAUUAGACCUGGUCACAAGGCAUCUUUCAAAGGGGAAGUACGUAAAGUUUCUGCUCUGGAAGCACGCAAGAGUUUCUUUCUGCAUCUUACGGUUGCUGCAGACUUUAAACGGAAAGUCAAGGAACACAGGCUUUCUGUUGCUGGACCAGGAGGAAGUCCUCUUUUGGUAGUUGUUGGUCCAACCCUUCUGGACAUAAAGUCUGUGUAUGUUUCUGUGGCUGAUCUGGACUACAAAGUGGACAGUGUUGUCGAAGGACUGGACAUUUUCUUCAAAUCCCAUCACGCCCUCCACACAUCCUAUCACUGCGCCAGCAGUCACAUCUGGACUACAUUGCAGAGGGCAGUGUAUUCCUUUGAAACGGAGUGGGACUGUAAAAACGAUAUAAAACAUAGCUGGAUACAUGCUUACAAGUUUAAUUAA